CAUAUUGACAACCUAACAGGAAUGAGCCAAUCCCGUUUGACCAGAUCAUUGGUGAGCAGAGCGGAAUCAGCACUGACAGCGAAGCACGGAGGUCCCGAAUUUUCAACCAGCUACAAAUAGCGUUUCCACAACAAGUGAUAACCGGCAAGCCGGUGAAAAAAUAAGUACUUCCUCUCGGUGAGCACAGGAACACGCAGAAGAGACUGAUUAGAACUAGUGUAGCAGCAAAGUAGGAAGAAAAAGAUGGGCACGUCAUCGGUGUGGAUUACCGUUGCUUUGGUAGCCGGUUUGAUCAAUUCCGGUCUGGCUUUGUACUCAUCGGGGGAUGAUGUGAUUGCAUUGACCGAGAGCAACUUCGAACGGAUGGUAAUCAAAAGUGACGAAGUUUGGGUGGUAGAAUUCUACGCUCCGUUCUGUGGACACUGUCGUAACCUGGUACCGGAGUACAAGAAGGCAGCAUCUGCCUUGAAGGGCAUCAUAAAAGUAGGUGGUAUUAACUGCGAGGAAGAGCAGGGUCUGUGUGGCCAACAUGGUGUCCAAGGAUAUCCAACCAUAAAAAUCUUCGGCGCAAAUAAACGAUCUCCGGUGGACUAUAAAGGACAGCGAACUGCCAAGGACAUUGCCGAGGGAGCUCUAGCGGAAGCAAAGAAGAAAAUUAAAAACGUUCUUGGAGGUGGUUCGGGCGGUUCUUCCUCCAACGGCGGUAGCUCAGACUCCAACGAUGUGGUGGAACUAACCGAUUCCAACUUUGAUAAAUUGGUUUUGAACAGUGAUGAUGUGUGGUUAGUUGAAUUCUUUGCACCCUGGUGUGGACACUGUAAGAAUCUUGCCCCUCAUUGGGCGAAAGCUGCUUCCGAGCUAAAGGGAAAGGUAAAACUAGGAGCACUCGAUGCAACUGUUCACACACUCAAGGCGCAACAGUUCGGAGUACAGGGCUAUCCAACAAUUAAAUAUUUCCCCGGAGGUUCAAAAGACCGCGACGCAGCUCAGGAAUACGACGGAGGACGAACUGCAUCCGAUAUAGUGAACUGGGCUUUGGAAAAAUACAACGAAAAUAUUCCGGCACCCGAGAUUGUACAACUGACUUCGGAAAAAGUUUCGAAAGAUACCUGCCAGGAUAAGCCUCUCUGCGUUAUCUCCAUUCUGCCUCAUAUUUUAGACUGUGAUGCUGCCUGCCGAAACAGUUUUCUCAACAUCCUCGCUAAAAUGGGCGAAAAGUACAAGAAAAAGCAGUGGGGAUGGCUGUGGAGUGAAGGCGGCGCCCAACCGGAAGUCGAAACAACUCUGGACAUUGGAGGUUUCGGUUACCCAGCAAUGGCUGUAGUCAACAUUAAGAAGAUGAAAUACUCGCUCCUACGGGGAUCAUUCUCCGAAGAGGGAAUUAACGAGUUCCUGCGAGAUUUGUCCUUUGGUCGGGGCCACACGGCACCGGUGAAGGGAGCGGAACUGCCCAAAAUUCACACAAUCGAACCUUGGGAUGGAAAAGACGGCCAGUUGCCCGAGGAGGAAGACAUCGACCUGUCAGAUGUGGACCUCGAUGAAAAGGAUGAACUGUAAGCGCGCGGCGGUAAUCGAAAUCACAAACUAGGAGUAAGCUUAGUACGUAGCAAAGAACUUGUCAUUUCCAACAAAUAAAGCAUUUGAUUCCAUAAAAUAAGUUAAA
Messenger RNA from Topomyia yanbarensis, 1663 nucleotides. It is a transcript of the gene CaBP1, whose product is annotated as protein disulfide-isomerase A6 homolog. Gene Ontology annotation, molecular function: protein disulfide isomerase activity; protein-disulfide reductase activity. The transcript has 2 exons. Bases 244 to 1557 code for a protein of 437 amino acids. Gene Ontology annotation, cellular component: endoplasmic reticulum lumen. The record is from RefSeq and is a predicted model, not a curated record. Gene Ontology annotation, biological process: response to endoplasmic reticulum stress. NCBI's taxonomy places the organism in Eukaryota, Metazoa, Arthropoda, Insecta, Diptera, Culicidae.